CUCCAUUGUUACAUUGUAACAAGCGGGGCCGGGGCGAACCGGGGUGGAGAGGGAAAAAGCGUCUUCUCGUUAGAAAACCUCCAACAAUCUGACACCAAACGAAACAAACCAAUCCGCGUCUUUUUUUUCCUCCUGUCUUGUUUUAUUUAAAAAGCGAGAAGACAGCGAAGUGAGCCCAGCCGACCGAACCCGGUCCCGGUGAGGAAACAGAAAGGGGGGUAAAAAAAAAAAAAGAAAAGGAAAAGAGAAAAGAAAGAAAAAAGCGAUAAACGAGCACAAAUGUCAUGUCAGCGGAUUUCUCCAUUGUAAUAAUUUUCAGCCUCAUAUUAGGAAGAUAGCACAUCCGGCUGUGUGGGUUGUUCAUGCUGCACCGAAAAAUGUUGGGAAAUAACCCAAUGACGCCCCUCUUUCUUCCUUUUUUCCUCUCGGCUGUCCUUUAAACACAGAGGUAUGCCACAUUUAAAUAAAAGCAGUCGCUCCUGUCAGGCAACUGUAAUCUUUCGGCGUGCAGAACAAUGAGCUUGCAGCCCAUGUAACCUCAUACAGCUAGCAAGAGACAGAGAAGUAUUGCAAAUUGACAAUCAGCCAGAUCACUUUGUUGCAGGGAUAUCGGUUGUUUUUUUGGGGGGUGGGGGGGUUUGCACAUAAAAAGCGUCUCACUGCGCGAUAAAAGAUUGAUGUGCAGCUCGGAUUGGGAAGAAAGACGACCUCCGAGGCGGUUGGAUUAAGGAUCCCUCUUUCUGCCCCAGAUAGCAGGUUUCCAUGGAGGCAGGUCCGUCCCUAAGCCUCAAACGAAGAUAUGAAGAGGUGGACAGCGGCUCUCUGUUCUCUACACCUAAGGACUCGGACGAUGACAUCUCCAGCAGCGACAGCGCAGACAGCUGCGACAGCCUCAACCCGCCUUCCAGCACCCCGUUCACUCCCACCUCCAUCCUCAGACAGCACAAGCCGUCGCCGGGGGGGAAGCGGGUUCGCUUCGAUGUGGUGACGGUGUACUACUUCCCCCGGCGGCAGGGCUUCACCAGCGUGCCCAGCCAGGGGGGCAGCUCCCUGGGCAUGGCGCGGCACCACUCCUCCAUCAGACACUACACGCUGGGCGAGUUCGCACGCGAGCAGGAGAGCAGCCACAGACACACGCUGCGCCAGCACCUGCGUCAGGAGAAGCUCAACGCUCGCAAGAUGAAGCUGACGAGGAACGGCACGGUGGAGUGCGCUCAGGCGGACCUGCUGACUCUGGAGGACGUCUCCGACGAGGACCUCGACGUGGACGCCGUGGAGGUGGACGACUGUUUCUUCCUCCAGCCUCUGCCGACGAAGCGCCGCCGCGCCCUGCUGCGAGCCUCCGGCAUCGCGCGCAUCGACGCGCGGGAGAAAACCGAACUGAGAGCCAUCCGCCUCUCCAGGGAGGAAUGUGGCUGUGACUGCCGCCUGUUCUGCGACCCUCGCCACUGUGGCUGCAGCCAGGCCGGCAUUAAGUGCCAGGUGGAUCGCAUGUCUUUUCCAUGCGGCUGCUCCAGGGACGGCUGCGGCAACGCUGCGGGUCGCAUCGAGUUCAACCCCCUGCGUGUCCGAACACACUACCUGCACACCAUCAUGAAGCUGGACGUGGAGAAGAGGCGGAUGCCGAUCGCGGGACCCGGGGAGCCGUACACUGAGUCCGACCCCUUGUCUUCGCCCUCCUCCACUUGCCCCACGUCCCCGACCUUGUCCUCCGGCAUCGGCCUGGACUCGGAGCUGGAGGAGAGCGAGGUGCAGUCGGUGGAAGAGGUCCACGAUCUCCUGGUGGAGCAGAAUAUCCUGGAGCGGGAAAACGAGACGGCCGUGCUGCACCUGCAGAGCGCCGAGGAGCAGGAGAGGCGGGAGAGGGAGGAGGCGGUGCGGCAGGAGCUGAGCUCUGCUGGGGUGGCGGGGUCACACCCUCUCUGCCUCCUGCCUGAGCAAGAAGGAGAAGAAGAAGCAGCAGCUCCGGGUGUUGAUCAGAUCCUCCUGCAGGGACCUUUUCCGACAGGCGCUACCGUCUUGUGCAUCUCUGACUCCCAGGAGGAGAGUCCGUCGGAGCUCCUCAAAGACUCUCUGCUCUACUAUCAGCUCAGCACCAUCGAGCCCGGCGCCUUCGAGACGCUGCCCGCGGCUGAGGAAGAGGAUGGGCCUUCGCAGAGCGCAGGUGGAACUGAGCUCACAGAGAAGAAGCAGGAAGCAGUUGGAGAUUUCCAAGGGGACGCGCGUCACGUCAACGCCAGCAGACAGAUUGUGGGCAACAGUUUGACCAACAUGAACUUGUGCACAGAUGUGGAGGAGGAGGAGGCGGAGAAGAGUCCCUCAAGUCCGGAUAACAACGUCCCGAAAGAGCAGAACCAGGAGGAAUCCGGCUCGGAGAAAGAAGCAGAUCCACUGCCUCCUGAAGUUUAGCAUUAGCGUCUUUGCAGAUAUUUUGCACAAUAGCUUCAUCUAAGAUGAGUAAAUACUACAUAUUCCACAUUUAUCACUGCUAUCCGCAACAUCUACAGGUGUCUUAGGCUACGUUCACACUGCAGCCCCAAGCAGAGGCGCAGAAAAAAACGAUUCUAUCCAGAAUCGCGAUUCACAGCUUUGGAAAUCGAUUUUGAGUUGCAUCGCAUUACGUGUCCUCUCAGCCACCUAAUGUGUUUUUAAUAAUCCUCUGAUAUUUUUCUUAUUUAAAAAAAGCCAGGCAGCUAAGCUAACCUAAUACUGGUAAUUUAAGUUACAUAAUUUUAUGCACAGACUUAUUUUUAUUUAAAUAUAAACUGAUGAAACUUGAUAGAGUAUGGGAUUGUUGAAAAUGAAUGUUUUACUUGUUUACACGCUUUUCUUCUCAUCAGUCACGUAAUUUAAGCAGGAUCUCUAGAAUAUUUAAACAGGAAAAAUUAGUUUCUGAAUCAAAAAUCGAAUUGGAAUUGAAUUGAGACCUUGAAAGAUUUACAUCUCUAGCUUGAAGUUUCUCAAAUCUGAUUUUUUUGCCCUUCUGAUCGAUCCAAUUUUUACACUUGGAUAUGUCUUCCUAAAUCUGGUACAUAUCUAAUCUUUUCAAAUGUGACCUGCGUAUAAUUGAUACUCAAUUGAUAUUUCGAAGCAGGAAGAAAAACAACAGCAUGGCGAAAGAUAAAGCAGAGAGUAAUCCAUAAAGAGAAAGUUAGAAAGCUGGACAAUUUCACCAUUCAUGUUGACUUUUGCAAACAUUAUCUGCACUUUCAUUACAAAUGUGCGUAAAACUUUGUUGAUGUUUCGCUAAACAACACAAUUUCACAAUUGUUUCAUUGUGUUUUCAUUAAAUAAGAAAUACAGUUAAAAUCACUCAAUAAGUCGUUAAAAAACAUAAUCCUCGUUCCACUUCCUGUUGUCUUCUUUGUCGUUUCUGCCAGUAGUAAAACAUGUUUCCUUUGCAAUUUUGCGAAAUACUCCAACUUUGAUGUGGCUGAAAAUCCACCUCAUCCAAGAACAAAAACUACUUUAUCAAAAAAUGUGAGUUUUUUUCUAAAUUGGCGUGUUUAUACUUGGCAAAUUUACUUUCAUAAUUCCAGUUUAAGCAGUUUUCAGAUAAAUGGCAAUGGCUCGCUGCUGCGCAGUAUUACCAUCGCAUCCGGAUUCAGUUACAACUCGUAACUGAAUUUACAUACACUAAUUUUGAUGCAGCCAAAAAAACUACUUCAUCUUAGCACAAAAAGUUUUUCUUUUUGAGUUGUUUACUAAAUUAUUAAUUUUAGGUAAACAUAAAUGCAACUAGUGAGCGCGCUCACUGCUUCAUUACUGCGUCCUCUACUGCGCACGCCGCACACUGGUCGUUUUUAGUUCGCGCAGGAAAUCGCAUACAAGUUGCAUGUACUUGGAAAUGUGAACAACCACAACAGCAACAAAAUGUCAUUAAAAAACCUGAUUUGAGCAUUAAGGCCUGCAGUGUGAACGUAGCUUCCUAGUGAGUAACAUUAAGUUUUUAAGAGCAUCAGAAAACAGGAGCAGAGAUGCUGGAAGCACAUUAAGAUCACUCCCAGGGCGUAGCGCGAGAAUGCAGAAGUCAACCUUCGAGGGGAUUCUGCUGGGGGUGAUGAAUGCGGCCUUAUUUGGAAACCAUUAACUCGGCUCCAGAAACACAGAGUGCAAACGCUGACUGAAGCCUUUUUGUUCGCUUGAUGUAUGAAGCUAUCAACGCUGAACACAAACUGCUAAUCGUGUGCAAGAUGCCGGCGUACCUGCCGGCUCUUUUUCCGCCACCGCAAACCUGAUGCUGUAGUCGAGCCAAAUGAAGGCGUCCGAUCGCUCCCUCUGCUAACUACACCGAAUGAUCCUGGAAAUACUUGUUUUCUCUUUUGCGUGCUGUACACGCAGCAUUCGCGACAUGCUGGAGAGCUGCUGUUUUCUUUGGUCUGUGUGCACAUUGUGAAGUGAAAGCAGCACCAGCUCCGCCGCUCGGAGAUAUGAAGGAAGAACCAAGGCGGCAGCGGAUCAGCACUGGCCUUAGUUGUUACUAUCGCUUACUUUCGGACUGCCGGCACAAUUGCAGUCAAAGGGACGAGAAGAAAAGGUCACUUAUAGCUAAUUUACUUCUUGAAUUAAUGUGUCUUUUGUGAAUUAGAUGCUGUUCAGUCCUUGCAGUCUGUUUGGGAAUGAAAGGAAGCGGUUUUUCUUUCACAGUGCCACAUUGUUACUCCAUAAUCAGUCAUAUGUUGUGAUAAAAUGCCAGAACAGAACUUCUUAGUCGAUUCAAUGCUUGUUUUUUGUGUAAAGAAGCGCUGAUUAUAAAUCGAGCCAAAUUAGAGUGCCUUGGAAACUAAUUUGUUCCUCUGGAACCUUGAAAAAAAACAAACAAAAAAAAAACAAUUCACGUUACAACCACAAAUUUAAGCAAAUUUUAUUGGGGUUUUGUGUGAUGGACUAACAGAUAUUAGCGCAUAUUUGCAAAAUUKAAGAAAAAAAAAAGAUGCGUAGGUUUUAGGAUUAUGUUUUACAGAUAUGAAUCUGAAAAGUGUGGAGUGCUUUUGUAUUUUCUGACUAAAAUUAGAACAAGCUCAGAUUGGAUGGAGAACACUUGCCACAGAUUUUCAGUAGGAAUAAAGUCUGGACUUUGACUAGGUCAUUCUAACACAUCAAUAUGCUGUAAAUGUAAGCAUUCAACUGAAUCACUGGUUGAAUAUUUAAGCCGCUGGAAAGUGAACCUCCAUCUUAAUCUCAAUUAUUUUGCAUCUGGAGAUGCAACAUAAUAUGUUAGUCGAGCUGCAAUUUAUGAUUAUUUUAAGAAUUGAUUAUUCUUGCAACUUCUGUGAUGAUUAGUCAAUUAAUCGCGUAAAGAAAAUUGACACAUUCUACAGAUUUUUUAUUUAAACACUUAAGUAGGGCUGUAACGGUUCGUCAAAUGAUUCGAGUACCGUGAUUGUUAACAUUUCUCAAGGCAAAUUAUCUGCCUCAAACUUCGUUAAAAUAUGUUCUAAUAUUUAGCACCAUGAUGAUUAAUUAUGUUGUGCAAUGCUCUGUUGUUGAUCAAUGCUAAGCGCUAUUAGCAUUAACAAAGGGUGAUCUGCUGUUUUCUUAUUUUUAUUACUAAAUUUAAUAUAAUUUGUAAUUUUUUUGUAAUUUUUUGCCCCACUUAACUUAAAAAGUGAGCUAUUAUUGUUACAGCUCAACAAAAAUAGCUCAGAAAAUCUACAGGAAAGUAAUUUAGAGAUGCAUGGAUAUGAAACGUUUGGCUAACAUUGAUGUCCGAUAUUAACGCCACUGUUAUGGCAGUAUUUACAAACAUUUAUUUUAUUUGUUAACAUUUUCUAUAUUUUAACACGAUUACUAAAAUUUACAACAGCCCUACACUUGAUACCUUUUUAUAUACAAUGUUAAAUAUGCAGCAAAGUAUGAAUAUAAGGAAAUCAAUCCAUAUUUAAAAUAAGAAAAUAAACAUUUUAUUGCCUCUGAGGCAAUAAAAGAGCAUUCCUUUUGUGAAUCUGAAACUUUGCCACUAUGGCUAAAACAUACUAGCAUCUUAAGGCGUUCUUAUCUUAAUUGUAAAUAUUUUUCAGUGCUCUAAAUAYGCAGUUUUUUCAGCAAACAGCCUUUUUUUGAGUCUAUAUACUCCAAUUAACGAUUAAUCGAUUACUAAAUAAGUUGACGAUAAUUUAAUUAAUUGUUUCAGAAGUCAUUAGUUGAUUUCUGACGCCAGUUGGUUGCACUGGAUUUUAUUUAGGGGUAUCAGUGUGAAUUCAAAAGCAUAUAACAUGGGAAAACAUGAAAAAGUUCAAGGGGCAUAAAUACGUUUACAGGGCACUUCGAAAAUAAAAAAACAAGCAUUUGAGUUAAUUGUCAUCUGCAACAUGUGCAGCUAAAAGUACUUACACCAAUCAAUGUGAUGUUAAUAAUUUAUGAAUCAGACUUACAGCUUGAUUUCGUGUGUGUGAAAUGUGUUUGUGUAUUAACCUACUUUACUGUCGUACGUCCAUGUCGGUGAGAAAGUUGCGUUUAAAUCUGUGUGCAUGCAUGCGUGGAUGUUAUCUAGACUGUAUUAGACCUGGAACUUUAGUAAGAAUGCGUAUUUUAAACCUAAAAGGUGCUGAUGUUAUAGAUUUACAACUUGUGAACCGGUAGGAGGAAUGAUUUCAUGGAGAUGUUUCUCGCUGAUUGAUCCUGAACUAAAAGUACUGGAAAGCCUCCUGUAGAAAUGCAAUAGCUCCCGUACUGCAAAUUUUAAAUGUGCUGACGGUAAGAUGAGGCGUUUUUUUUUUUGUUGUCACCAAGUGUGUAAACGCAGUCGUGUAACUUUAUUUUUAUUUUUUAUUUUUUGGGGGGGGGGUUCUUUUCUUUAAGCUCUGUCUGAAGAACACGGAGCUGCGGAAGUAAGCCGGCAGCUCUUACACAAAAUCAGUCCUUUGUUCUGGUGCCUGAAAUUCCCACAGUUGCUUUGGGCAACGGCUCGCCUAACACAGGAUGUGCUGCUGUGUAUAAGUUGUCUGAUGUGUUUCUUUAGCCUUUUGUAUUGUCUUUAUAUAAUCCUGUACAAGAGCUGCAACAAGGCAGUGGUUUCAGACCUAAUUAAACGAUGCCGUCAUCCAUCAGUCUUUUAACAAAGCAAUCUCUUGUAGUUGUUGUGAAGCUGCAGAUUUAUUGUGGCUCUUCUGUGCUCGCGCGACUUGCCUUGACAUAAUACCAUGUUUGAAGUAAUGAUGAUUGCAGGCUGAGUAUUGUUGAGCUUUUGUCUUUGGCUUUCUGCUAAUAGAUUUAGGUUUGGGACCACUGUACCAAAUUAACUCUAGCGCUCUCUGUGUUUGUGUGUUUUAACUGUAUGAAAGGGGAGAGCGAUUGUUGAGAAGACUGAUGACUUCACCUAAAAGCUGUGAGAACGGGACUCUCAUGCUACUUGUUGCCUAAAGUGGAAAGACAAAAGUUUUUAUACAAAAAUAAAAACAAUAAAGUACUUCAUUCAGGAA
This is a messenger RNA of Poecilia reticulata (guppy), 7421 nucleotides long. It is a transcript of the gene csrnp2, whose product is annotated as cysteine-serine-rich nuclear protein 2. Gene Ontology annotation, cellular component: nucleus. Gene Ontology annotation, biological process: regulation of transcription by RNA polymerase II. Lineage: Eukaryota; Metazoa; Chordata; Actinopteri; Cyprinodontiformes; Poeciliidae. Gene Ontology annotation, molecular function: DNA-binding transcription factor activity, RNA polymerase II-specific; sequence-specific DNA binding. The record is from RefSeq and is a predicted model, not a curated record.